AUGUCCCUGUCCCCACCUAGGCUCCCCUCAGAGCCUCUCAAUCAUCCCCCAGGAGCCCCUAGGGAGCCGGACAUUGCUGGAUGCACCGUCUGUCUUGCAUCUGGAGAGGAGACAAUCAGGAGAGAGCAGGCACAGGACUUCUUGGACCCUCCUGGGCAUGUCCAGGGUGGGUUGAGGGGCACUGAACCCCCAAGAACAUCAACGCCCUCUUUCCAGGAGGACCCAGAUGGGAACAAACACCAUGAGCACCCURGCUCUGGCCUGGAGGCCCUGGAGGCUGAGCAGGACAGUCUGCACCUCUGCCUGUUGGGGCUGGGUCUCCAGCUGCAGGACCUGGAGCAAGGCCUUGGGCCCUGGACAUUGGCCCAGCGCAGGAUGGUCCAGCUACAGGCCCUCCAGGCAGAUCUACGAGGGGCAGCUGAGCGUGUGGACGCACUGCUAACAUUUGGUGAGGGACUGGCACAGCGCAGUGAGCCCAGGGCUUGGGCAUCUCUGGAGCAGAUCCUAAGGGCCCUUGGAGCACACCGAGACACCAUCUUCCGACGGCUCUGGCAGCUGCARGCCCAGCUGGCCAGCUACAGCCUGGUGUUCGAGAAGGCCAAUAUGCCAGACCAGGACUUGGAGGUCGAGGGGGACUUGGAUGGGCCAGGACCUGAUGGGGCCUCAGGGCCCUGGGCACCCAGUAACCUCCCCACCCCUGCAGAGUUGGAGUGGGACCCAGCAGGGGAUGUUGGGGAGCUUGGACCCUCGAAGCAAAAGACAACACAGACACCAGGGCCUCUUUGUSAGCUGUGUGGCCACAGGGGCCUCCAGGGCAGGGGACAAAGUCUUGAGGUGAGAGACACCCCUCUUUCCUCACAGGAUAUGCUCUCAUUGGGGUUUAGCCACCAGAAACAUUUAAUAGGUCACCGAAGACGCUCCCUGCUCCAGAAGCCUCAGGACAAGAAGAGGCAAACAUCUCCUCGUCUUCAGGAUGUGAUGCUGGAGGUGGAUCCUGGGGCCUCUGCUCCUGCAUCCAGAUGGCCCCUGACCUUCCUCCUUAUCCUCUUCUUCUUUCUUCUGAUGGGUGUCACAUUGUUUCUGCCCAUUUCAGGGGACCCCUGCUGCUCUCAUGCCCGACAGGCCAGGAUGCCCCACCUGACGCUUAGCUAUGUCAAUGGUCUCCCCCCAAUCUGA
This is a messenger RNA of Urocitellus parryii (Arctic ground squirrel), 1176 nucleotides long. It is a transcript of the gene Syne4, whose product is annotated as spectrin repeat containing nuclear envelope family member 4. Gene Ontology annotation, biological process: establishment of epithelial cell apical/basal polarity. Gene Ontology annotation, cellular component: nuclear outer membrane; nuclear envelope; meiotic nuclear membrane microtubule tethering complex. Lineage: Eukaryota; Metazoa; Chordata; Mammalia; Rodentia; Sciuridae. The record is from RefSeq and is a predicted model, not a curated record.